GCGCAUGCGCACAGCGUGUCAAUGACGUUCACAAGCAAUUGGCGGAAGUACGCUUUCCAGUAUGGCAGCCGAGAUAGACGGACCGCUGAAACGAGUUCUGGUGCCAAUCCUUCUACCUGAAAAAUGCUACGACCGACUUUUUGUCCAGUGGGACUUGCUUCAUGUCCCUUGCCUCAAGAUUCUCCUCAGCAAAGGCCUGGGGCUAGGCAUUGUGUCUGGAUCACUUCUGGUGAAGCUGCCCCAGGUUUUUAAAAUCCUGGGGGCCAAGAGCGCUGAAGGGCUGAGCCUUCAGUCAGUAAUGCUAGAGCUAGUGGCCUUGACUGGGACAAUGGUCUACAGCAUCACCAACAACUUCCCCUUCAGCUCUUGGGGUGAAGCCCUGUUCCUGAUGCUUCAGACCAUCACCAUCUGCUUCCUGGUCCUGCACUACAGAGGACAGACUGGGAAAGGUGUUGCCUUCCUAGCCUGCUAUGCCCUGCUCCUGUUGGUGCUGCUUUUACCACUGACACCCCUGGCUGUGGUCACACUGCUCCAAGCCUCUAACGUUCCUGCUGUGGUGGUGGGGAGGCUGCUCCAAGCAGCCACCAACUACCGCAAUGGGCACACAGGCCAGCUUUCGGCCAUCACAGUCUUCCUGCUGUUUGGGGGCUCUUUGGCCCGCAUCUUCACUUCCAUUCAGGAAACUGGAGACCCUCUCAUGGCUGGAACCUUUGUGGUCUCAUCUCUCUGCAAUGGCCUCAUCGCAGCCCAACUUCUCUACUAUUGGAACAUAAAGGCUCCUCACAAGCAAAAAAAGGACCAGUAG
This is a messenger RNA of Elephantulus edwardii (Cape elephant shrew), 805 nucleotides long. RefSeq names its product mannose-P-dolichol utilization defect 1 (gene MPDU1). The transcript has 7 exons. The coding region runs from base 62 to 805 and encodes 247 amino acids. Lineage: Eukaryota; Metazoa; Chordata; Mammalia; Macroscelidea; Macroscelididae. The record is from RefSeq and is a predicted model, not a curated record. Gene Ontology annotation, biological process: oligosaccharide biosynthetic process.